AUGAAGGAUGAUGGCAAAAAAGGAUAUGCGCACUUUGAAAGUUUCCACAAUAAAGAUGGUGAUGAUUACGGGUAUGAGAAGCACGAAGCUUUUGGCUAUACAGACCACAAGGAUUCCAACAGUAAUGCCGAUGAUGUAAAAGAUGAAUUAAAUGAAGAAACCAAGGUAGAAGAGAAUAAAAGCACGAUUGAGUUGAAUGAUGCAUUGAAAGUUGAAGAGACAAGCAAAGAUGCCAUCAGUGACAAUGUGGAAAAUGCAGAAAGUGAUUUGAAGGAAAAACCAAUUGUUGUGGCUGAAGAAGAAAAUCAAGUUGAGAACUAUCAAGAUGCUGAAGAUGAAGAGAGUAGUGAUGAUCACAAUCCUGAUAGUCAAGAUCACCAACCGGCCGUGGAAGAUGUAAAAAAUGAAGAUUUGACAGAUAAUCAUCACAAUGAAGAGCAUCAGGAUCAUGAAGAGAUUAAAACUGAAUCAAAUAGUGAUGUGCAAGAGCCCCAAGAAGAUGACAAGCAGGAAGAAUACGAUGAAGGUGUGAAGGAAGACUACACAAAGAUCAAUCGUUCGGAUGAUGAUGUUGAUGAAGAAAAUCCCGAAGAUAUAGCCGAUGAAAGUGACGAUCAUCAAGCAGUUAAAGAAGAGCAACAAAAUGAUGAUGCUGAAGAACAUCCUGAUGAAUCUACGGACUAUGAGGAUGACUAUGAUAAUAACACUGAUGAUGAUUAUGUAGAAGAAAAGAAGAAGAAGCUACCACGGAAUGUAGAACAUGAAGAUGAAGAUGAGGAUGUAGGUGAUAAACCAAAAGACAUCUAUUCCAAUCAUAGAUACGAAGUUACGGAAAAUGCAGAAAUUGUCGAAGGAGACCAAACGCAGAAAGUCAACUAUGGGUUCUACAGCCCCUUCACAGGCCUGCCAGCACCCCAGCCAACACGUUCUCUAGCACCAACUUUUUCCCCACGCUUAGCCUCACUGAUGAAACCCCGGAAGAAUGUGGGAUCCUUUGGGUAUGAAACAAUGAUCUACCAUCAUCCAGGGAAUAACCCUGAGAGACAGGCCAUUCAGAUAAAAAUCUAUGAUGGCGAAAUAAGUGUCCCAGCCACGAAUGUUAAGCCCCAAGAGGAGGAGAAAGUGAAGAAUGUCGAGGAAUACGAUGAAGAUGAUGAAGAAGAAGAUGACGAUGAAUCCGGAGAAGUUGAGGAGAAACAAAAUUUAAGGCAAACGGAGGAUGAUUCUGAGGAAGACAACAGCACAUCAUCAGAGGAGAGUGAGGAGAAGAAGCCAUCCUCCAGCUAUAGGGAAUACAAGUCAAGGAGUUCCGAAGAUGAAGGAGGAAAUGAAUCCGCGGAAGAGGAAGACUCAGAUGACUUACAAAGCAGAUUAGUGACUACAAGUGAUGUUGAUAAUGAUGCUUAUUACUGGCUGUAG
Messenger RNA from Lutzomyia longipalpis, 1419 nucleotides. RefSeq names its product protein starmaker-like. Lineage: Eukaryota; Metazoa; Arthropoda; Insecta; Diptera; Psychodidae. The record is from RefSeq and is a predicted model, not a curated record. The transcript is spliced from 2 exons. The coding region runs from base 1 to 1419 and encodes 472 amino acids.